This is a messenger RNA of Lytechinus variegatus (green sea urchin), 5840 nucleotides long. Its product is annotated as matrix metalloproteinase-21-like. The record is from RefSeq and is a predicted model, not a curated record. Gene Ontology annotation, cellular component: extracellular matrix. Lineage: Eukaryota; Metazoa; Echinodermata; Echinoidea; Temnopleuroida; Toxopneustidae. Gene Ontology annotation, molecular function: metalloendopeptidase activity; zinc ion binding. Gene Ontology annotation, biological process: extracellular matrix organization; collagen catabolic process; proteolysis. The transcript has 7 exons. The coding region runs from base 667 to 2946 and encodes 759 amino acids.
ACUGGCAAAGCAAUCAGAAUGAAAUAAGCGACCAUUCAGCGCUCAUCAAGCAUCGCACUGACAUCGCAUUUCUCGAAAUCCUUAUAACUCAUUUGAGAAACUUUUAGGACUUUCUUAAGCUUGAACUGACGAAGCUCAAACCGACGGAUUCAUUGACAUCGGUUGGGUGGAGAUUUUCUUUGGUUAUCUGAAGUGAUACUUUCGAAUUUUCUGAGUUAAAAAAAAACACAAUCAUUUGACAAAGUUCCACUCUGCAAGGAGUUUUACAAGCGGACCGCUCCAGAGAGAAUUCCAAAGGAUUACUAUUCAUAGCGAGGUCGGCAAGGAUCCAUUAUACCGCUGAGUCAGGCUUUAUCGUCCUCUUAACACCAGGACCAACAAUCACUCUAUCAUAACCCAUUCUGGAUGACAAGUCGGGUCUAUUCUUUGGUCUACCCAUCGCCUCAAGCUCACAUCUUCACAAGCUGGAUCCUAUUUUCCCCACGCAUCAGUUUGGAACGGAAUAAUUCCCGAAGAGAACAUAGAAAUCAGUUCCUACUUCAUAAUGAGAAAGCUCUUCGCGUAGAUUCCCUGGCUACUGUCACAGGCAACAUUUCUUUGAACUUCACCACAUCCGUCUAUAGGAUACAUCUUUGGACUCUGUGAAAAUCUUUAAAAUAAAGGAACAUGCGUGUAAUUAGUUCUGCCGAAUUUCUGACGGGUGUGUUGAUCUCGUUGGUCCUUCUCAUCGUCGCUCACGUCGUCGAGCCCGGUGUCAUCGGUUCGAGAUCAUCAUCGGCGUCGACACAUCGGAAGCAGACUCAAUCAUUACCAUCGCAAGAUGAUCUGUCAGAAGAACAGGCGAUGACAUUCUUAAAAGACUACGGGUAUAUCGAAAUGCAACAAGCCAAAAACAGAACAAAUGACGAUGGCAAAACGUCGUCGGACCAAAGGAGUAUGCCAUCAUCCACACAAACAACAGACCAGGAACAAUCAAAACCUGACAUUGUGGACUUUAAAGAAGGUAUCAAGGCAUUCCAGAGAAGAUACCAAAUACCGGUAACGGGGGAGAUUGAUUCGGCUACGAAAGAAAUUAUGUCUAAACCAAGAUGUGGUGUACCUGAUUACCAGUUUCAGAUCAAACAAACCGUCGACGGAAAAGGCCUAGACCAUUCUGGAUUAAACGAUGAUUCAAAGCAAAUGGAAGAAGAGAAGCUAGCAUUUGUGACUUCUCCUGUGAUGGUCACGGACACUACACCGGACGGGAAGCAGUUGGGUAAAUCGUUGCUAGAUCCUUUGAGUGAAAGUGCGAAAUCAGGCGACGGAAUGGACAAGUACCCUUAUGGACCGCCAUCUGUGCCGGAAGACAAGACAUCUGGUGAUGAUAGCGCUUCCUGGGGGCAGUACUCAGUCCUAGAAGUAAGUUUUGAGGAAGAUUUCGAAGAUAUAGAGACAGUGGAUGAAGAAGAUCUCGGAGAGGUCCUGACGACGCCAAACCCAGAAGAUGACAUCAAGGAAACCACGGUGUUGACUUAUACUGUCACCGAGGUGGUUUCAGCUUUAGUCAGCGAACUUGAUUCUAAAACUACACAGACAACCUUAAAGUAUCCCAAGUUUUCUUCAAGUGACAAUAAGGAAAAUGAUGAUAAAAGUGGGAUACGCCCUAAACGUGACAUUCGAAAACUGGUCAGAGACGUGAUUGGUGAGUCGAAUCACCGAGAACGACGUGACUCACACGCAAAUGGCCAGGCGUCUUCGUCAUCUGGUUCAGGUUUGAGAUUCUCUACCACGGAUCUUCCCAUCACGUGGCGAGUUUUGGAUGACUAUGCCCCUAAUUCAGAUACGUCGGGUAUCUUUACUGCAGCUUUCAGAAGAUGGGCGGAGGUUACACCACUCACAUUCAGGGAACAGAAUUCAGGAGAUGUUCUUAACGUCGAUAUCAAAAUCGCCUUUGCUAAUUCCAAUGAUCUUUCCGACUUUGGGAAUCACAGAUGGUCAUCAGGUCAGUUGGCUAUCUCGGACGUGGCAACUAAUCACAUAUUCUUCAACGAAAAUAAACUCUGGACUGACCGAUCUGACCAAGACUACAACCUUCAGUCAGUAGCUGUACAUGAGAUCGGUCAUUUCCUAGGGUUGGGCCACAGCACAAAUGCUUCGUCCAUCAUGUAUCCUAUCUAUCGCACUUUUGAUGGAAAAGUGACAAUUGACAGCGAGACAAAGACUGCUGUUCAGAACAUUUAUGGAACCUGUAAUAACUCGUUGGACACCGUAUUUGACUGGAAAAGGAUGAAUCAGUUAGGACAGUGGACCUACACAACCUACUUCGUUCGUAACAGAUAUAACUGGGUGUAUGUCAACUCUAGGGAUGAGGUCAAGUAUGCUGAACCAAAGCUCAUUAGUAGCCGCUUCGGAGGUGUUCCUGACGACCUAGACGCUGUUGUCCAAAAUGUUGAUAAACCAAGGGAUGAGAUGUAUUUUUUCAAAGGUAAUCGAUAUUGGAGAUUUAACCACGCAGGCAAAACUGUUUACACAACUACCUUCGAGGGAGUUGAGUGGUCGGCAAAUGGUCGGCUCAUAUCGGAGGGUUGGCCCGCAAAACCUGGAUCUGAUACCCGCAUCCCUGACAAUAUAGAUGCUGCUUACUACGAUAAGAGAGAUAAUAAUUAUUACUUCUUCAAAGGAAGCAUGGUUUAUGGCUACAGCGUAGAGGAAGGUGGAUGCUGUCUGGAUAAUUACCCAAUGCCCAUCAGUACUGCUUACCCUGGCGAGUUCAGUUACAUUGCACCAUUAGAAGACAAUAUCGAUGCAGCUUACUAUUCAAUCAAGCAUAAGAAAUUGUUUUUCUUCAAGGGUGCCUAUUACUGGGAGCAUGCAACCUUUGACCCCUCAGCAAGAACGAUAUACAACAGAGUCAAACAACGCGCUUCCUGGGAUACCAGGUGGCGUGACAUCUGUGACGUCGAAUGAUAGAAACGUAUAUAUUGCGUGUCCUGUCAUUCUGUGAAUGGUUGUACGCGCGUGUCGUAGAGUAUAAGGAAUAAAUUAUGUGGUGCGCGUAUAGUGUGUGUGGGUGUGUAUGCGUGUGUGCAUGCGUUAGGUCUGUUGCAUACUAUCUGACUACAACGCGUUUCGAUGCGUUCUCUCGAUCGGAACAGAUUGAAGGAUUCUUCCGAAGUAGGCAGCAAGUGUGCGAUUGGCUUGUUUGAGUAUUUGUGGGGUUGUCCAAUAGUGUGGAAGUUAAGAACACAUAAUGGACAGUGCCAUCAACCAUUGCAAUCUCGGGUAUCCUCUUAGAGGUAUCUAUGGUGUCCUAUAAUCAUAAUGGUUGCGGUCAUUUUAUCGCUCUAUAAACAAACUUAAGUCAUUACCGAAUGAUACUUGGCUUUUUUUAAUGAGCUAAGGUCAUUUAUUUGUCUAGUAUUAAUUAUUCACCAACUGUUUAUCAAUGGGAUUUGAUUUUUCCCGUUAUGAACAUUCUUUAUGAAUAAUUUUUUUUAAUAUGACUUGUAUUAAUCAGUCGUAUAAGGAAGCCAAUGUGUCAUAUACAUAACUGUAAAUAAUUGACCAAGUUCAUUUUUUAAGUAUUGCUUGGUUAGGUACCCUUUAAAAGAUCUUAAAAAAGAUUUGAACAUUAUAUUUUCUCAGGAAUAUAUUUCGUGUAAAUUAUUACUUUCUAUUUAUAUUUCUAUUUUCUCUCCAUAUAUUUUGUCUUCCUGUCUCAAAACGCUACAAUGUGUGGUACGGUUAUAUUGAAAAUAUAUGAUCACUUUCAUGAGAUUUUUAUCUGUUCAUUUAGAUAUUCACAUAAAUAAUUGCCAAUUACAAGUAUGAUUCAUAAAAUCUUAAUUCCAAAGGUGUAAUAGUACUUCACCGCUACAUAAUCGUCAGAUUAAUUUCAUCUGUAUCUGUUUGAUUCAACUCAAACUUAGUUAUUAUCCUGGCCUCUGAGAGAGGUACAAUUUUAUUAUUCAAUAUUCAUUAAUUAUAUACCUAUCAUUUUUCCAUAAAGUGAAACAAUACUUUCAUAGAUGUUUAGAUAUAAGGAUCGUAUAACAAGUGAACAUGUUAUACAUUGUGCUGCACUCAACCCAGGUGAGGUGAAUGGGUAGCGGGUAGGAAGAAAUUUCUCGAAUGCUUCAGUAGCUAUAUGGGUGGCACAGCUAUAGCCGGGAUAAUAAUGGCAGCGCUUUGUAUCCUCAUGCAAAAAAAAACGCUUUACGAAUCCUGUUAGUAUUGAGUUUCACUUGUAUUAUUUCCAAAACCAUUUUAGAUGUAUUCAAUUCGAUCCGAUUUUUGCCUCAUUAAAUCUAUGGAAUAAUAAGAUAUAAAAUGGUAAACACCUUCAAGCACCUUGUUAAAAAAGGAUUAGGUAAGGAUUUAGUUUCAUUCAUUUGAUAUUAUUUUUGUAAUUUAUGUAUUCAGGAUAAACAUGACAAACACAGCUCUUUUACAUCAUGGUCCUGAUACAACAGGUUUAAAAACUGAAUAUGAAAUAUGGUAUCAUCACUUAUAUACUAAAACAACCCCAAUAUGCAAUUAUUUUUUUUAAUAAAACAAAAUGAAUUGAAAUGAAAAAAAUGUUGAUAAAAAAUAUCAAUGUAAAUAUUUUUUUAAUAAAACGAAGUAUAUAUCAACUUGUCAUUAAAAAUUCGGUAGAUAAUAGAAAAAUAGCCAAAAUUCGUUUGGGCCUUACUCGUCACCUCUGUGCAACGAAUUUUGUUGCAACGGUGAAAGAUGUUUAAUUAAAAAUUAUUAUAUCUAUACUUGAGCUGUAAUAAUCAUUAAGCUACCACUUACUCAGGAAUGAUAAGAUAUCGAAGCAGCAAAGUUUAAAUAAUUUUUUUUUUCAAAUCGGUAGGUCUGUAAAAUCCCUCCACACAAUGAUUAGAUCACAGCUUUUUUCAUCUCCGUUUUUUUGGGUAUUUAAUUUGGAAAUGAAUGUCGUGAUUCUGUAGAAAGCAUCAAAUGGAACUUUUGAUAUUUCAAAACAACAGCAUCAACAAAAAUCAUGGUGAUUUAUGGUACUCUAAAUGACACUAAAUUGCAGUUUCAAAGAAACAAAAUCAUGGGCGCGUUUUGUACAAAAAGGAAUACGACGCACAGGCGUAAUGCCCUUUGGAAUAUAGGUUUACUAAUGACGUUUUUACAACCAUGUACAAAUUGGACGCGUGAAUACGAGACUACUAAUUUAUUAAUGAUGUUUCAUGACUUGCAACUGUUUUUUUAAACUGUAGUGUGCUAUUGAAUUAUGUUUUAAACGAAAAAGAGGUCUUAACAUACUAAUCCUAAUAUAUAUGACAAGGGUGGGUGCAUAUCGGACAUCCACCUGCUUUAUAUUAAUAGUCUUGUACUUUGACUUAAGAAAAACUUAAGGUGUGCUAUUUAUUUCUAAAUUAUUGAUUUUCUUGUGUUUUUAACUUAAGGAGAUGAAGCUUGUUUAUUAAACUUAGUCAAGCUUUUAAAGGUACGUAAAGACCUCACUGACAUCGAGCAUGCAUGCGCUUUUAUAUUCUACCUUAUAUUCUGCCUUCAUAAUCCCCUAAAAGUAUAGCGAUCAUUUCCCCAUAAAUCAGCCAAACACACCUUGUAUUUCAAUACCUAAUUUACCCAUUUACCAAAUAGAAAGUUUGAAUAUAAGCUUUUCGAUAUGGGCAUCAACAAUUGUUGAAAUCUCCACAGAUAUAGGAUAUAAAAGCAAAUGCAACACAAUGAGACGACGUAGAUUUUGAAAGCAGAUUUUUGCUCGAACAGUUGCCAGUGAGGUCGACAUAAUAUUCCUAUGAAUGGGAAUCUAACCCUUUUGAAUAUAAACCAAAUUUGAUAUAAAGAUAGAUUUGUAAAAUGUCAAAUUUGGUUCAUAU